UUAGUCGUAAAGCUCCUGGCUGACCUAACUUGAACUACUCCUGUCAAAACUACAUUACCCAUAAGCAGUGUGAUGUAACAACCAAAAUCAUCAUGGCGGCCGUCGGGACAUUAUCAAGAUUUGUCAGGUUAAGUUCAUUUGUUGGCAAAAGUCGGCGUUUAAUAUUUAACAGAAUACAGAGACGAGGAAUUGCAUCCUGCAUCGAUCCAUCUCUAGGCCUCACUGAUGAACAAAAAGAAUUUCAGAAAGUGGCGUUUGACUUCGCAGCCAAUGAAAUGGCACCACACAUGGCAGAAUGGGACGAAAAGGAGAUCUUCCCGGUGGAGUGCAUGCGUAAGGCGGCGCAGCUGGGCUUCGGGGGGAUCUACACGCAGCCAGAGGUGGGCGGCUCGGGCCUCUCCCGUCUGGACACCUCCGUCAUCUUCGAGGCCCUGUCCACGGGCUGCGUCAGCACCACCGCCUACAUCAGCAUUCACAACAUGUGUAACUGGAUGAUUGACACGUUUGGGAACACCGAGCAGAGGGAAAGGUAUUGUCCAGAUCUUUGUACCAUGGACAAGUUGGCCUCCUACUGUCUAACGGAGCCUGGCGCUGGAAGUGAUGCAGCCUCUCUCCUGACCACCGCCCAGCUCAAGGGAGACCACUACGUCCUCAAUGGAUCCAAGGCCUUCAUCAGUGGCGGGGGGGACACAGACGUGUAUGUGGUGAUGUGCCGCACUGGAGGGAAGGGAGCGAAGGGCAUUUCCUGUGUUGUGGUGGAGAAGGGAACGCCAGGACUCGGCUUCGGCAAGAAGGAGAAGAAGGUGGGGUGGAACUCUCAGCCAACCAGAGCGGUGAUAUUUGAGGACUGUGCCGUCCCAGUAACCAAUCGGCUCGGAGCUGAGGGUCAGGGCUUCAGCAUUGCAAUGAAGGGACUGAACGGAGGCCGCAUCAACAUCGCGUCGUGUUCUUUGGGAGCCGCUCAUGCGUGUGUGCAGCUUGCUCGAGAUCAUCUGUGUGUGCGCAAGCAGUUUGGAGAACCCCUGUCCAGUAAUCAGUUCUUGCAGUUCAAGCUGGCGGAGAUGGCCACUAAGCUGGUAGCGUCUCGUCUGUUGGUGCGGGAGGCGGCGCAUGCCCUGCAGGAGAACCGGCCGGACGCUGUGGCCCUCUGCUCCAUGGCCAAACUCUUUGCCACCGACGAGUGCUUCACGAUCUGUAAUCAGGCCCUGCAGAUGCACGGGGGCUACGGCUACCUGAAGGACUACGCCGUCCAGCAGUUCGUGAGAGACAUCAGAGUCCACCAGAUACUGGAAGGAACCAACGAGGUGAUGCGUUUGAUCAUCGCUAGAGAUCUACUGAUGGACUCCUGAUGCUGAUCAGCGUCACCUUUCACCUUUCACCUGAGGGAAUGGACUCUAUGCGCACAUCUUGCUACUGCAGUGAUGCGUUGUUACCUCGACUGUGUGUGUGUGAGAGGAAGCGUUACUACUCUGUGUGUGUGUGGUGUGUGUGUGUGUGUGUGUGUGCGGAAGCGUUACUACUCUGUGUGUGUGUGUGUGUGUGCGCGGAAGCGUUACUACUCCGCGUGUGUGUGCGGAAGCGUUACUGUGGGGAUCUGGACCUUCCAGCAGACGGAUUUGGGUCACCUGGUGUUUAGAGCUCUUUCAGUAGGUUUACUUCCGUUUAUUCUAGGAAUUAUUGAAAUGAUUUAAAUCCUGUGAGAAGAUAUUUUACAUUGUUUGUGUGAUGUAACACUCCAUCUUAACAUGUUGUGGUUGUAUAUCUGUGUUCUCUUCGUGGAGUCAUUGCAGUCUUUGAUAAAUGCCUUAUAUGUUUGUAUAUCUGUU
Clupea harengus (Atlantic herring) is the source of this 1826-nucleotide messenger RNA. It is a transcript of the gene acad8, whose product is annotated as acyl-CoA dehydrogenase family, member 8. Gene Ontology annotation, biological process: lipid metabolic process. The record is from RefSeq and is a predicted model, not a curated record. Gene Ontology annotation, cellular component: mitochondrion. Gene Ontology annotation, molecular function: flavin adenine dinucleotide binding; acyl-CoA dehydrogenase activity. Lineage: Eukaryota; Metazoa; Chordata; Actinopteri; Clupeiformes; Clupeidae.